Messenger RNA from Lates calcarifer (barramundi perch), 5033 nucleotides. It is a transcript of the gene slc6a3, whose product is annotated as solute carrier family 6 member 3. Gene Ontology annotation, cellular component: neuronal cell body membrane; neuron projection; presynaptic membrane. NCBI's taxonomy places the organism in Eukaryota, Metazoa, Chordata, Actinopteri, Centropomidae. Bases 980 to 2836 code for a protein of 618 amino acids. The record is from RefSeq and is a predicted model, not a curated record. Gene Ontology annotation, molecular function: norepinephrine:sodium symporter activity; dopamine:sodium symporter activity. The transcript has 16 exons. Gene Ontology annotation, biological process: dopamine uptake involved in synaptic transmission; sodium ion transmembrane transport.
AAAAAAAAAAAAAUUGAAUCACCCAAGAGACUAUGCUUUAUAUGCAUGUGGAUUUAUAUGCAUUCAAAAGCAUUAUCUUUGGCAUUUUCAUACUUUGUCAUUUUGUCAGCAGCUUCCACUGGUCUGGUUAUAAAUGUGAAUCCACAAUCCAGGGAUGACACUGAGGGUAAUAACAUGCCAACUAACUUUAAGCUUCUGCCACAGCAGUCACAUCCUCAGGCCAUGAAAGAUCCAUUGCAUGUAUACAUUUUGUACAGUUUAUCUUUGAAUAAAACAUUUGGAGCGAGUAGAUGAUGGUGAUGCUGAAGGUGACCACAGAACAAAGAAUCCAAUUAUUACAGAGUCGAGAAAUAUCAGUGUAUCUGUGUGUAAUAUUUAAUUUCUUUAUAUUUGUUUUUUACCUUGCAGAUGUAUGUUUGCACAGAAAGAAAAUGCUUAAAUCAGUUAAGAAAAUAUGCAAUGAUAUGAGAAAGAGGAGGAGGAACAGACAAAGCUUUGGUGAGGAAGGAGGGAGGGAGGGAGGAAGGGAGGAGAGUGACGGUGAUGUAGGGGGUGUCGAUGAUUGUUUCUCAUAUUUCAAGAGUGGUCCCGCAGACAGAUCUUCACAUCAGACUACAGGGUACUCUGGACUCUGUGUGUCUGUCACUGGAGGGUGGGAGGGCUUCCUGCAACUCAUCAUAGCUUUACCAGUUCCUCUCAUCUUUUUUUCUGUCUUUAUCUUCAUCUCCUGUCUCACUGCCACUGUCUCUUACUGCAUUUUUUUUCCUUCUGUUUUUACUAACAUCUUUGCCUUGAUGUGGGUCUGAGUCUAACUUCUCACAAAACGGUCUGCGUAAAUAUGGUCAGCAUCAGUUUGCGGCACACAGAGGAACAUCAGCACAACUGGAGUUAAAUCGACCAAACUGUAAACUGGAGGAGCUUUCACCUGUCCUUUUUCAAAGCUACCGGCAUUUCACUCCCAAAGACUGUGAACCCCUCCAUGCUGACAGAGAGAGUCCCUGUCGGCCUGAUGUCCUCGGUUGUAGCCCCGGAGAAACCCACCUCCAACACCAUGGGCCCCAAAGAGGUGGAGCUGAUCCUUGUAAAGGAGCAGAACGGGGUCCAGUUCACCUCGACCACUUUAGUGGCUCCGACCCCGACUCAGACCAACCCCAGCGGGGAGGAGGAGAGGGAAACCUGGGGGAAGAAAAUCGACUUCCUCCUGUCCGUCAUCGGAUUCGCUGUGGACCUCGCCAACGUAUGGAGAUUCCCCUACCUUUGCUACAAGAACGGAGGAGGUGCGUUCCUGGUUCCAUACCUGUUCUUCAUGGUGAUAGCAGGCAUGCCUCUUUUCUACAUGGAGCUGGCUCUGGGACAGUACAACAGAGAGGGGGCAGCAGGGGUCUGGAAGAUCUGUCCCAUAUUUAAAGGUGUUGGCUUUACAGUGAUCCUCAUUUCCCUCUACGUUGGUUUCUACUAUAACGUCAUCAUCUCCUGGGCGCUGUUCUACCUCUUCUCCUCGUUCACCGGCGAGCUACCCUGGGUCCACUGCAACAACACCUGGAACAGCCCAAACUGCUCUGACUGGGCUGACAACAGCUCAGUCAGUGACAUUUACAAGGCUACCCCUGCUCAGGAGUACUUUGAACGAGGGGUGCUCCACAUCCAGGAUAGUAAUGGUAUUGAUGACCUGGGUCGUCCACGCUGGCAGUUGACUUCCUGUCUAGCUGUGGUAAUUGUUCUACUCUACUUCAGUCUCUGGAAGGGAGUCAAGACCUCUGGCAAGGUUGUGUGGAUAACAGCCACCAUGCCCUACGUGGUCCUGACUGUUCUGCUGCUCCGCGGAGUCACUCUGCCUGGAGCCAUUGAUGGCAUUAAGGCCUACCUCUCCGUGGACUUCCUGAGACUCUGUGACGCCAAGGUCUGGAUUGAGGCAGCGACCCAGAUCUGUUUCUCACUGGGAGUGGGGUUUGGUGUGCUAAUUGCCUUUUCCAGCUACAACAAAUUCAGCAACAACUGUUACAGAGAUGCCAUCAUCACCAGCUCCAUCAACUCUUUAACCAGUUUCUUCUCUGGCUUUGUGGUCUUCUCCUUCCUUGGCUACAUGUCCUAUAAACACAAUGUGGCCUUGGACAAAGUUGCCAGAGAUGGUGCUGGAUUAGUGUUUGUCAUUUACCCAGAAGCCAUUGCAACAUUACCUGGGUCAUCAGUGUGGGCAGUUAUCUUCUUCAUCAUGUUGUUGACACUGGGUAUUGACAGUGCUAUGGGUGGGAUGGAGUCAGUGAUCACUGGGCUGAUUGAUGAAUUCAAAUUCCUCCACAAACACAGAGAGCUGUUCACCCUCUUCAUUGUUGUUGCCACCUUUCUAAUAUCCCUCUUCUGUGUUACAAAUGGUGGGAUGUAUGUGUUUACUCUGCUGGACCACUUUGCAGCAGGAACAUCGAUUCUCUUUGGAGUGCUUAUUGAAGCCAUUGGCAUCGCAUGGUUCUAUGGAGUGGAUCGUUUCAGUGAUGACAUUGAGGAGAUGAUUGGCCAGCGACCGGGCAGGUACUGGAGGCUGUGCUGGAAGUUUGUCAGCCCCUGCUUCCUCCUGUUUAUGGUGGUGGUGAGCUUUGCCACAUUCAACCCUCCAAACUACGGCUCCUACAUGUUCCCUCCGUGGGCUAACAUGGUGGGGUGGUGUCUGGCCAUUUCCUCAAUGACCAUGGUGCCUCUCUAUGCCAUCUACAAACUCUGCACACUGCCUGGGAAAUUUUGCGAUAGACUGGCUUAUGCCAUCACCCCAGAGACAGAGCAUCAUUUGGUAGACAACGGGGAGGUUCGGCAGUUCACUCUGCAUCACUGGUUGGUGGUCUGAGAGCUACAGUGAGAGAGACAGAGAGAGAGAGUGAGUGAAAGAGUAACAGAGAGAGUGAAAGAAUGAGAGAGAAAAUGAGAGUAUGGAUAUUGGGUGGAUGAAUGAAAGCACAGCAAAGGCCUGAAGAGCUAAGAUGAAGAGAGAAAUAGCCAUUUAAAUUGAUCCUGGUGAUAGGUGCGGUGGCGGUGGUGGUGGUAGUAGUUUAAAAGUGCCGACAAGAAAAAAAAAAAAAACCCAUAGAAAAUGUAGUGUUCUUUAAUUUCAGCAGUGGAUGUGUGAAGCUGUGCAUUGACCCUCUCCACCAUUGCAUUGACAUUGGUGUAUGGGAUUCAGUCAAACAGGUCAUGUGGUGUUUUCAGCCUGUUACUUCCAUAUAAAUACAGAAAUCACCUUGAAGAUACACUCUGCCAUGUACCUUUUAGCCUGCUGGUUAUCUUUAUUUAGCACUUGUAACAGUGUGAGAAACAUUCUCAGAAUUUCCUGCAUUACCCAUUCAUAACAAGGUGCAAUGACAGCUGCAGGUCAAAGGAUACAGAAUAAUUUACUUUAUAUUGCGUCAAGUGCACAGUGAAAUUUUGUUGAUGUACAUGGGGUGUAGAUGUUGAGGUGCUACACACAAGAAUAGGAAGAUUUUUUUUUCCCUAAAUGCAUUGUCUGCUUUGGCAAUAAGCAUUUUUUACAUUCAUUUCUGUUUGUUUUGUUUUAUUUUUUUCAUUUUUAAUUAGCUAAUCACAUUAGCAAUAGGCACAAGUUUAUUAUUUAUUAUUAAGUUUCAUAUUGUUAUUCUGCAUUAAAACUGAACUUUACAGUCAGACAUGUAUUGAAUGCCACAUGCGUUACUGAAUCCCAGUCAGUUUCUUGUAAUUAUUUAUUAACUUAAUCUUUUUAAAGACUGUUAUGAUGUUAUGUCACAGAUCUCUGUAGGCUUUAAAAAUAAAGACACUCAACUUUUGUUUACUAAACAUUUACCAGAGCUUUCUUAGAGCUAAGCUUCUUUUUUAUCCCAUAAACACAAAAGGGACUCAUCGGUUACAAAUCAAUAGAAUUGAUUGUCUGAAAAUAAAAGUCAUCUCCUCUUACUGUGUUCCUGCUUUUAGUUAUGUUUGAUGGACCAACAGAAACACAAUCUGACACAUCCAUUGUUUGUUUAUUCUAACACUGUUGUUGUAAAUGAUAAUUGCAGGGUUUCUAAAAAAAAUACUAGAACAAAACCUGCUUGUCAUCAGUGCAGUUUAAAAUUCCUUAUAAAAUGUGGUGCAUAUAAUCAGACUGAAAUAGUUUGAACCACAGAGUUACAUCAACUUAAUAAGUGAACAAAAAACUUCACUCAACUUCCUAAUAAAUAUCAUUGACAUGCUAAAAAAAACAAACAGCAUCAUCAGCCACACUGCUGAUUUAAUCAACCAAAGACUAAAAUGAACUCAGACACUCAGAUAUCGCUUCCUCACAUGAGAAUAUUUUGCAGAGGCAGUUUCUUUUUUGAUUAGUAGACCACUUGAUUGUUAACUCUAUCAUACCAGGUUAAUCCCCAUUACGACAAAAUAGUGCCAUUGCAAAUGUUUUUUUGUUUGUUUGUUUGUUUGUUUGUUUUUUUUACUUAAUUAGACAGUUGAUGCCCCUUUUCCCUUCAAAGUUUCAGGUGGUGGCUAGGGAGCUAUGACUGUCAUGUUUCACCUCCAUAAAGCAUAAAGCUUUAAGUUUACCGUUUACAGAAUCUUAUUCAGUAAUUCAAGACUGUUUAAAAAGCUGCUUUUUAUUGAACUGCAAAUGAAUAGUGUGUAAUGUAAUAUAAGAAGUCAUUUAAGUUAUAUAUCUGUGUCAGUAAAUGUAAUGUAGAGGGGCUUGUAUCGUAUUGUAUUGUAUGAAAUUAAAUAACAAGACCAAGAAGAUUAUACAUAUGGAUUAUUGCUUUGUUACUGUGAAGUUGAUACAUAUUAGCCUUAAGAAUCUUGAUGAGAAUUACAUGGAAAAUUCAUAGAAACCUUCUUCUCACAAAACUCUUUCAGAAACCAGAAACCAUGAAACCCUUUUCAGACGGGUCAGCAGUGACUUGUUCUCACCUUGUGGUACAUGUAACACACUGAAGGGUUAAUUAUGUCCCCAAUUGUAUGCCUGUGCUGCUGUUCUGUGCCUUGUGGUGUUUCUGACUGUAUGACUUUGUUUUGUACUGUCAAAUAAAGUAUAAAUAAUUAAAUUA